AUGGUUUCCGUAGCGCCAUCCAUCACCACAGACCAGGGAGUUAGCGAAUAUGCGCCCGUUGCCUCAGAGAAAUGGAGCCAAGAGAGCAUCAACAACGGAGAAUUAAAUCAAUCUUCAGACCAGGAGGCUGCCAUUCAGCCGAUAAGAACAAGCUCUUACGUACCACCGGUUGUUGUACCCAGAGGCAGACGGCGAGGCCUAUUUGGAUCACUCACUCUACUGGCUGAGGUUGAAAACCCCAAACAUUAUAACCGGAAAGCAAAAUGGUUUAUUACGUUUGUUGUCGCUGUGGCAGCUGCCGCCGCUCCAAUGGGGAGUGCCAUAUUCCUUCCUGGACUUAGCGAAGUUGCGAGGACGUAUAACACGACAUCAACGGUUACCAACCUUUCUGUCGCGUUGUACAUGUUGAGUAUAUCUAUAUUUCCUCUAUGGUGGUCGUCUUUUAGUGAGCGGCUGGGCCGCCGUUCGAUAUACCUUGUGUCAUUCGCCUUAUUCACUCUAUGGAGUAUUUUAUCCGCUAUCUCGGUCUCCAUUACGAUGUUAAUCAUCAUGCGAGUCCUUGCUGGUGGAGCUGCUGCCUCAGUCCAAGCGCUGGGGGCUGGUACAAUCGCAGACAUUUGGGAUCCUAUUGAUCGCGGACGUGCAAUGGGCAUCUUCUAUCUUGGUCCUCUCUGUGGUCCCCUUAUUGCCCCUAUCAUCGGUGGGAUUUUGACCCAAUCUUUAGGAUGGAGGAGUACGCAGUGGUUCCUUGCAAUAUACGGUGGCCUUAUACUGGUAUUCAUACUGUUUGCGUUGCCAGAGACCCUCGCAAAUCGUAAACCGCUACCGCCCCCUGAACCAGAGAAUGGAGGCUCAGAGGUGGAACGCACUCUGAGCCGAGUGUCAUCUCGUCAGGUCGUACAACAAACGACCAGGGCUUUAAACAUAUUCAAGAUUAUCAUCAUUGACCCUCUCAAGAUAAUCCUCUACAUUCGCUUCCCGGCUGUUGCUCUAACCGUAUACUAUGCAAGUAUCGCUUUUGGGUGCUUAUAUGUUAUGAAUAUCAGUAUUGAAGUUACGUUCAGCAGAGAGCCCUACAAUUUUUCUACUAUUAUUGUUGGCUUGCUGUAUAUUCCUGGGGCGUUAGGCUAUAUCGCUGCUAGUGUUCUUGGAGGCCCUUGGAUGGACUCCAUCAUGAAACGGGAAGCGAGGCGUGCCAACAGAGUGGAUGCCAAUGGCAAGUACAUAUUUAUACCCGAAGAUAGAAUGCGUGAAAAUGCAUGGUUAGGGGCACUCCUGUUUCCCUCUGCAUUGAUAUGGUAUGCUUGGACAGCAGAGAAUGGGGUGCACUGGUUCGCUACGAUUUCCGCCAAUUUUUUCUUUGGUCUAGGGUCGAUGCUAAUUUUCAGCAUGUCAACGACGAUGUUGACCGAAUUCAUGCCUAAUCGUUCCUCGGCUGGUGUUGCCCUGAACAAUUUUAUGAGAAACAUAGCGUCUUGUGUCGGAGGUGUUGUUGCUGCCCCCAUUAUAGAUGCCAUUGGGAACGGUUGGCUAUUUACAAUUCUUGGUCUUAUUUGUCUUGCCAGUUCCGUUGUGAUCUGGGCGAUGAAGCGGUUUGGGCCGCGAUGGAGAAUAACGAUGGAGGAACACCUAAGGAAAGAGAAUGAAAACUGA
Molecule: messenger RNA, 1653 nt
Organism: Nannizzia gypsea CBS 118893
Lineage: Eukaryota; Fungi; Ascomycota; Eurotiomycetes; Onygenales; Arthrodermataceae
Product: quinidine resistance
Exons: 3
Coding region: 1-1653 (550 amino acids)
Biological process (GO): intracellular polyamine homeostasis; transmembrane transport
Molecular function (GO): polyamine transmembrane transporter activity
Source: RefSeq, a predicted model, not a curated record